CUGGAUUCCAGACUGAUUCUCUGUGCAGUGAUUCCAGCUCUGGGAGCAGCUCCUGAAAUGAAGCUCUAGAUUGUUUAGUGGACAAAUAAGCCAAGAAGAGAGAGGGGUGCACUGGGAUUUGGAGAGAUGCCCAAUGUACCAUCCUUUAUCAGAGAAAUAAACUUUAAUUUAAAAAAGAUAAGGGAAUGAAGAAAGAAAACAUGUAGAAGAGGAAGAGAGUAUCAAUAGAGCUAGCAAUUUCUAACAGGUUCUCAAGAACAUGCUCAAAUCAUUCAUACGUUUUCAUCAAACACAGAGAUCAGAGAAGACUAUACUCUCCUAAUCACUUACUGAAAGUCGCAGAGCAAGGUGUUUCCCGUGAAUUGACAGCCAAAAUAUCCACUCAUAAUACAAGCAAGCUUGCAAAAUAUUUUCUUACAAUCCUGACAUAAUGGAAGUUUCUCUAAACCAGCCAGCAUCUAAUGAAUCCAGUGCAAAGAGCAACCACUCUGCAUUUUUCUACUUCAAAUCCUGUCAAUCCCUUUCUAUAACCUUACUCUUGCUGCUCAUAGCCUAUACUGUGGUCUUAGUCGUGGGCCUUUGUGGAAAUCUCUCUCUCAUCAUCAUUAUCUUUAAGAAGCAGAGAGAAGCUCAGAAUGUCACCAGCAUACUGAUUGCCAAGCUCUCCUUCUCUGACAUCUUGGUAUGCGUCAUGUGCAUCCCUUUCACGGUCAUCUACAUUCUGAUGGACCACUGGAUAUUUGGGGAUACCAUGUGCAAACUCACUUCCUAUAUGCAGAGUGUCUCCAUCUCUGUGUCCAUAUUCUCACUGGUAUUAAUUGCUAUUGAAAGAUAUCAGCUGAUUGUGAACCCCCGUGGCUGGAAGCCCAGUGUAUCUCAUGCUUAUUGGGGCAUCACAUUGGUUUGGCUCAUUUCCCUUCUGUUGUCUCUUCCCUUGUUCCUGUCCUACCACCUCACUGAUGAACCUUUUCGUAACCUCUCUCUCCCUACUUCCAUCUAUACCCACAGGGUGGCCUGUGUAGAGAACUGGCCCUCCAGAACAAACCAGCUCCUCUUUUCCACCUCCUUGUUUAUGCUCCAGUACUUUGUCCCUCUAGGAUUCAUUCUUAUCUGCUAUGUGAAGAUUGUUAUCUGCCUUCACAAGAGAAAUCAGAAGGUAGACAGGAUGCGGGAAAAUGAAAGCCGGCUCAGUGAGAACAAGAGGAUCAACACAAUGUUGAUUUCCAUCGUGGUGACCUUUGGAGCCUGCUGGCUGCCCUUGAACAUCUUCAAUGUUAUCUUUGACUGGUAUCAUGAGGUGCUGAUGAGCUGCCACCAUGACCUGGUAUUUAUAAUUUGCCAUUUGGUUGCCAUGGUUUCUACAUGCAUAAACCCUCUCUUUUAUGGCUUUCUCAACAAAAAUUUCCAGAAAGACCUGAUGGUACUUAUUCACUACUGCUGGUGUUUUGCACCUCAGGAAAGAUAUGAAAAUAUGGCCCUCUCCACUAUGCACACAGAUGAAUCCAGGGGAUCUUUGAAACUGGCCCACAAACCAACUGGCAUAUAAAAAUUGGUAAUACUUAAUGCCAAAGCCCUUCUUUAAUAGAAUACAGAGAGGUAAUGGUGGGGGAUAGUGCAAGAUACAAAAAGAAGCCAGAACCAAAAAUAUAGCAAUGUUAUACUCAGUUUUGCUUUAGACUAAUCUUAUGUCUCAUAUAUCAACCCAACAUUCCAUCUGACACACAGACAUAUACCACCCCUUUCCCUUUUCUUAAGAGAAUAAUAGCUCAAACAAUCAAGACACUGACAUUUGUGGUGGAGAAUCAAGUGAGGAAGCAGAUAGGCAAGAGAGAUAGGGGUGGUUGGAGAACAAAGUUCCUGGGUCCUGUUGUGCAAUGGAAUAUCCACAAAAGUGAUUACUAAUGAUACGAGCCAUAAAAACAAUCCUAUUUCUUCUUACCACUGAAGAAAUUCUACUUUCAGAUAUGAAACUAACUUUUAACCAUGGAACUGUUCAAUUGAUUAGCCAAGUCAGAAAGUGCCCUACCACAAUUUAUUAUUUAGUUAACUAAGUUUCGAUUCAAAUUAAGGGGGUUGGUGUAGCUUAACAUAUACACUAGUAUAGUAAUUACAAUUAAUUCCAAUGCCUGGAUCCAAUUCCCUGCUUUAUAAUAACAGUAUAUUUUCUUCACUAACAAUGCUAUUAAUGUUAGUAGAACUGGCCACAAAUUCUUUAGCACUCCUAUUAUACUAGAAGUCACUUUAACUUCUUAAUGGAAGAUAUAGAUACAGCUUUCUAUAUUGAACAGAAAGCUUUUUAUCUUGAAUUAUUUAUGUAUAUUAAGUAAGGAUCAUUGUGACUCUAUUAUUGGCCUGAAAGACUUUACAACAGCAACUUUACAAUUACAAUUAGCUCCAGAUUCUAAAAAUACUGUCAAAUAUCUUAUUACUUAAACAUCUUCAAAGCUCUCUCUUCUUCACAGAGUCACUUACAUAGGAGAAUAACUAGAUUAUUUCAAAAAAGGUUCCAAAGCUAAUGUUCAAAUAGCUGUUUGCUUGGAGACUUUAACUAAAUCAUGACCAGCUUUGUCAUUUCCUUGGAUAAACCUCCUUUAUACCUAUUAAAUUUGAACUGAAGCUUAUAUAUAUAUUGUAAAUAUAUAAAUAUAUAACCAUUUUCUUUUGAAUAAAUAUUGUCUGAAUA
Messenger RNA from Heterocephalus glaber (naked mole-rat), 2683 nucleotides. Its product is annotated as neuropeptide Y receptor type 6. Gene Ontology annotation, biological process: G protein-coupled receptor signaling pathway. The record is from RefSeq and is a predicted model, not a curated record. Gene Ontology annotation, cellular component: neuron projection; plasma membrane. NCBI's taxonomy places the organism in Eukaryota, Metazoa, Chordata, Mammalia, Rodentia, Bathyergidae. Gene Ontology annotation, molecular function: neuropeptide binding; neuropeptide Y receptor activity.